AUGCCGUGGGCGAAGAAGACCGCGGCCGCGGCGGCCCUGGCGCUCCUAGUCGGGCCUGCGAGCGCCGCGUCGGUCCCGGCGCUGCGCGGCGUCCCGCCGGAGCGCGCCCAGGCCUUCGACCCAGCGGUGGGCGACUUCGAGUGCUUCGACAAGUCCAUGAAGAUCGCGCGGAGCCGCGUGCAGGACAACUACUGCGACUGCCCUGACGGGUCUGACGAGCCCGGGACCGCCGCGUGCCCCAACGGCACCUUCUACUGCCGCAACCUCGGCCACGGCCCGAGGAGGCUGGCGUCCGCGAUGGUGGACGACGGCGUGUGCGACUGCUGCGACGGCACGGACGAGCCCCGCGGCGCGUGCCGCCCGACCUGCCUCGAGAAGGGCGAGCAGGCCUACCAGGCGAUCAAAGCGAAGGUCGACAUCGGGCGCCAGGGCGUCGCGAUGCGCGCCAGCCGCAUCGCCAAGGCGGCCGGCGCGCGGAAGCACAUGCUGGCGGAGCGGGACCGCCUCGUGCGGACCCUCGCGGACCUCGAGAAGAAGGUGCAUGCGCGGCAAGCGCAGCUGAAGGAAGCCGAGCGCGCGUUCGAGGCGUGGAAGGCCGCGGGGGGGGUCCCGGUGGCGGAGCAGGAGCGCGCGGAGGGCGCCGCGGGGGACGAGACGCCCGAGGCGCCGGACGCCGACAUCAAGGAGGAGGACCUGGACCCCGACGAGAUCGGGCGGCGCAUCGCUGCGCGGUGGACCCACGACGAGGAGUCCCUGAAGCACCACGACACCCCCCCCGCGGCCACGGACGACGCAGCCGGGGACGCCGAGGCCCCGGACGGCACCGGCGUCGACGAGCCGAGCCUGAAGGACAAGAUUUUCGCGAGCGUGCGUCGCGGCCUGGGCCUCAAGGCCGCGGAGCCCGUCGCGGAGGGCGAGCACGCCGCGGGGCCGCCCGGGGCGGGCGCGGAGGAGGCGGCGGUCGCGAGCGCGCGCGAGACGCUCGCGCACGUGGAGGCCGAGGCGCAGGAGGUGCGUGGCCGCCUGGAGGAGCUGCGCGGCAACGUGGACCGGCGGUUCGGCCCCGACGACGAGUACAUCGCGCUGGUGGACGGGGAGUGCCCGAGCGCGCAGGCGGACAAGUACACGUACCGCGUGUGUCCGUUCGGGGAGGCGCGGCAGCACGAGGGCGCCGCGCACGCCUCCCCCGGGGUGUUGCUGGGGACGUUUUCCGGGUGGGAGGGGAGUGUGCCGGAGGAGGGCCCGCGCGGGGAAGCGACGAUGCUGUUCCGGGGCGGCGAGCAGUGCUGGGGCGGGCCGCAGCGGUCGAUGACGGUCCGUAUCGAGUGCGCGCUGGAGGAUGCACUGCAGGCCGUGGACGAGCCGUCGCGCUGCGAGUACACCGCGGUGCUGAAGACGCCGUCGGCGUGCGUGCCGUGGGCGAUCGCGGAGAUGGAGGCCGAGCUGCACGACCUGGAGCAGCAGCGCGAGAUGGCGCUCGCGCACGAGCGGGAACACACGGAGCUGUAG
This is a messenger RNA of Pedinophyceae sp. YPF-701, 1509 nucleotides long. The record is from the annotation of a GenBank genome assembly. NCBI's taxonomy places the organism in Eukaryota, Viridiplantae, Chlorophyta, Pedinophyceae.